Ochotona princeps (American pika) is the source of this 1097-nucleotide messenger RNA. Its product is annotated as USP6 N-terminal-like protein. Lineage: Eukaryota; Metazoa; Chordata; Mammalia; Lagomorpha; Ochotonidae. Bases 228 to 1097 code for a protein of 289 amino acids. The transcript has 7 exons. The record is from RefSeq and is a predicted model, not a curated record.
CCUUGGCUCUGGUUUUCCCCAUGCACUGCCUGAGCCCAGGCCUUGUGGGAUUCUCUCCCAGGACACUGGGAUCUCAUGUGUGCUCCAAAUCUUGAGGUCACAAUCCCCAUGUGGCAGUAGCAGAGCAGGGCAUGAACCCUCAACCCUCUCAGGAGAGGUCCCAUGGCACCUGAGGACAGACAAGCUGUGGGAUGUCACACUGAUGUGCAUUUGUGCUUCUAUAGGAGAUGGGCUAUCGCAAGGGCCUAAGCCAUCUAGCGGCAAUGCUACUUAUGUGGAUGGGCGAAGAAGACGCCUUCUGGGCCCUAGUACAAUUAAUGGAAGAUAAAAAAUAUGGGUUGAGAGAUGUCUACAAGCCCGGGUCAGGGACACUGGAAGACCUGCAGAAGCGUCUGCAACAUGUCAUACACCAGGCACUCCCUGCUCUUGAAAAACACCUGGAGGAGCAGAGCAUAAGCCUUGGGAGCAUCACCAAGCACUGGUUUACACAAUGUUUUCUGGAGAUUGUGCCAUUUUCACUGGCGAUUAGAUUGUGGGAUGUCUUCCUACUGGAGGGGCAGCAGAUGCUCACCACAAUGGCCUAUACAACACUGAAGGUGCAUCAGAAGCGCCUGCAGAUGAUGUCCACGGAUGACCUUCAGGAGUUCCUACAGGAGACCCUGAAGAAAACCUGGGCCCUGGACGAUGAUGUUGUCAUCAAGAAGCUGCAGGGCUGCAAGCGGGAGCUAGCCAAGCUAAAAUGCCCCCUGCCUGCUGCAGAAAAACCCAAAGCAGUUGGCAGCCCAGCCAGGGGAGGUGCCUGCAUCUCCCUGAGGAGCAUCCUUCCAUCUGUGGCCUUGAAGAGAAAGAACAGCAUUCAGGAGAGCAAAGGGCGUCACCCUGAACCUGCAGCUCCUCCAUGCCAGGAGCCCACUGGGGAUUCAGCUUCUCCCCUGCAGGGGGAAGAUUGUCUUGAAAGUUAUGACUCCCAGGCCAACCUAAAGAAAGAUGCAGAGGAGGAGAUGGGCACUGAACCCAUCACUACCGCCAGCUCUUACACAAACCAGUGCAUUCUGCAGGCCCACAAGGAUGACCUCAGUAUGACCUACAGAAUCUGA